AUGAGCGAAAAAAAGCAAUGGACAGUUGAGGAAUGCAGCAAUUUAAUUGAGCUCUACCGAGAUCAUACAAACUUAUGGAACGCUUCGCAUAUAGAUUACAAAAGCCGAAUAAAGAAGUAUGAUUCUCUGAAGGAAAUAGCCCAAAGAUUUGGAACGAAGUAUGAAGAAAUUGAACGAAAAAUAAAAAAUUUAGUUAGCCAGUAUCAACGGGAAAGAAGAAACUACAAAAAAUUAAAGAAGUCUGGAGCUGGGCACACUUCUGCAAUGUGUUUUUUACACGACAAAAACAAACCUAGUAAAGGUAGGCAAGUCGGAUUAAAUUUUGAGGACAGCAACCCAUCAAGCAGUGAAGACAGUGAUGACAAUGAGAUUCAAACGUGUGAAUUGACACGUAGUGCCAAUGAGAGUAUGCAUGAAUUGGAUGCUAAUGUUUCAGACGUUCAGAUAGAAAACCAGUAACAGGAGAUCUAGGAGCAAAACAUAGAACAACAAGGGUCUUCGGUGUCUGACGUUCUGAAUUCACCAGAAACUGAACCAUUCAAAACACCAAACACAAAAGAGGGCACAAAAAACGACCAUCUAAACAGCAUUUAUUAUCAGCUCCUAAAGCUGCUAAGAGUUCCAAAUUAGUAGAUACUGUUAAUACGAGUACUUCUGCUAAAGAAGCCUUUGAAAUGAUGAAAUCCGUGUAUCAGAAAACACAGACAACCGAAACACGUGACAAAUACUCAAUAUUAGGUGAACUAGUAGGACAUACAAUACGUAACUUGAAAACAGAUUUUGCAAAGGCUACAGUUGAACA
Messenger RNA from Acanthoscelides obtectus, 802 nucleotides. The record is from the annotation of a GenBank genome assembly. Lineage: Eukaryota; Metazoa; Arthropoda; Insecta; Coleoptera; Chrysomelidae.